AUGUGGGCGUCACGCUUACGAUCACGCAGUCAAAAAUCCUCCCGCUACCUUCCAGUGGUUGGCUCGUCAUCCACAUCGUCGUCCAGAUCCUCGUCUCUCGGCAGCUCCAGAAACCUGAAAAAUAAAAAGAACCGCGGCAAUGCAGGCCUCCUCAGCACUAAACGACGCUCAACUAUGAAUAGUCGUGAUGCCGCCUACGACGAAGAACAGUUACGAAGAGCGAUCGAGGAGAGCAAGGAAGAUUCCAAAUCAGUCGCUGAUGACCUUGGAAGCCGUAGAGGCAAGCGAAGUAGAAGCGAUAGUGAAGCGAAUAAACACGCUGCAAAACGACAACGCACCGGAUCUCCUUCCUCUUCUCUUUCAAAGCGUAGCAACUCUGCAUCUCACCCGCCGUCAGAUGAUGAAAACAAAUCCAACUCCAACGUUUCUCAGGAAGGCAAUGGAAAUAAAAAGACCAGAGGAGUGGUUCGAAACCAGCGAGAGAGGGAAGCUCAAACAACAGAUAAAGACCCAGAAAAGGAAAUAAAUGAUGUAGUCAGCCGACGGAAGAAUCGCUCAGAACGCCGGAAAGAUGACGAAGAACCCACCGAGACAGUUUCCCCAACGAAGACCAGCUCGAUUCCUCCAACUAUCAGCCAAUCCACACCUGACGCUCCCAGUCUCGUAAACGAGCCCUCCAAUACGAAAUCUUCCACGCGAAAAACCGGUCGCCCACCAGCCCGCCGUGGUCGAUUAGGUCGAAAUCAAUAUACCCGAGACCGCGACUCAGUAAACGGUGACAUCAGUGGUGGUGGCAUCCACUCUCCCCGUCGGGGCCAAUCUGGAGACACCGGAACCGGUGAAUCACCUACAGGUGUCCACCUUGGGGUAAACGGUGUCUACCUCAACGGUGGGGAAUCCGGCAAACCUAGUAAACCACGAUAUAUGAACCCGCAACGCACCACAAUGAACGAAAUGAAGAGGCGUGUCGCUGCCAUUCUCGAAUUCAUAUCUCAAUUACAGCUCGAUUUGGCUUCUAAUCCAGAACAUAUCAGUGGAACUGGCGGUGCCCCAGUUUCUGGAGGGAAGGAAGAAGCUGGAACUCAUAUAACUAACGGUGACUAUCAUGGCGAUGAAGCUACGAAUUAUGUGGUAGAAAAGAUAGAGGCAAACGGGAUUACUCAGCCCAAGGAAAAGGAGUUCAAGGACCUAACGAGCCUCGAAAUGAUGGAUGCCCUGACGCGGAAUCUAGUCAAAUGGCAACAGAAGUUUGGGAAAUAUGGAGAGAAGUGA
Histoplasma mississippiense is the source of this 1272-nucleotide messenger RNA. RefSeq lists its product with no specific name. Gene Ontology annotation, cellular component: Rpd3L-Expanded complex; Rpd3L complex. The record is from RefSeq and is a predicted model, not a curated record. Gene Ontology annotation, biological process: negative regulation of silent mating-type cassette heterochromatin formation; negative regulation of rDNA heterochromatin formation. The coding region runs from base 1 to 1272 and encodes 423 amino acids. Lineage: Eukaryota; Fungi; Ascomycota; Eurotiomycetes; Onygenales; Ajellomycetaceae. The transcript is spliced from 3 exons.